Molecule: messenger RNA, 2688 nt
Organism: Ostrea edulis (European flat oyster)
Lineage: Eukaryota; Metazoa; Mollusca; Bivalvia; Ostreida; Ostreidae
Exons: 9
Coding region: 263-1024 (253 amino acids)
Source: RefSeq, a predicted model, not a curated record
AGAGGUUGCACUAGGCCUAGGAAGAUCAGAAUGUUCUCGAGCUCGACAUUGGUAUAAAGAAGGAGGUUGGACUUUUUGCAGUGUAAUACUGAUGUUGUGACACGGAACAGUGGGAGAAUAUUAAUUAUCAUCUAUGAAGUUCCAAGCUAGAUUUAUUGAUAUUUGGCUGUUAAAAUCUAUUGUUGGUGUUCUGUCGGAUAUCUAAGUCUUCAACAUUUCCAAGUUUGUGCUGUUGUGUACCUUGUCUUUAAUCUCGUUCAAAAUGUCAACAAGAAAGCUUGAACUAUCCAAAUAUGUCCGUAUGGCUCUAGAGAAUGAACUGAAGGAGACAACAAAAGCAAUCGAUGAAGAUGACAUCAAUGCAUUGUUAAAGACGGAUGGAAUUGCCCUCAGUCCAAGGGAGACAAUCAUUGGAUACCCAUCCUACCCACUGUGUAGAGAGAUAAGCAACAUGCUGCAACAAUGGAUGGAAAACAAAUAUUGUCCUGUUUCUGAUCUCCCAAAAUACGAACUCCUGGAUGAGCAGUCGUACACAGAGGCCAGAGAAGCUAACUUUAAAACCAUCACCCCCCUUCUGGUGGGCCUACAGAGUCUAUGGGAACUGUGGUCAGAUGAAGAAACCGCUUACAGAGUCAAGGAAAUACUUCUAAUUCUGGGUAAGAGAGGAAUGCUGGAUUUACUAGGGGUGAGGAAGACCGUGGGUACCAAGGAUCUGUGGCCCGUCAGUCGAGAACUCCUAGUCAAGUCAUUUACCGCAAAACACGGUCCAAAUUCAGAGAUUUCUGUGGGGGCAAGAGCACUCUCAAAGCACUUCCACCGGGACAGCUCAACGUCCUGGUGGGGAGGGUGCACAGGAAACAAUGCCACUUGGAUCAACAUCCACUGGUUACCACAUGACGUUUACAUCAUAGAAGCCAGGCAGGAAGAAGGCUACGGUGCUCGGUGGACCGCGGAUGGUUCGUCCUUCAGAGGUUUCCUGGAGCCACAGAUGGUGGAUGGACAUGCAGUUGGAUGGAAGCACUGAUUCAUUGUCAUGGCAACCAAGAGAUCAUGAGGAUCAGCAGUGUUAGUUUACCACGUCCCAGGCAAAACUUAACAAUCUGUCCAUUUUACAGUCCAAGGCAGCUGACUCUAAAGCUGCGUUAUGAACUAUUUGAUACAGAGGUUGUUAUUUUUUAGAUUGUGCUGUUUUUCUGAAAGAAAAUUCUCUCUUCAAGACAAAUUUAGUAAACAUGUACAUGUGUGUAGGUAUUUGCAUUGUAUUUGUUAACAAACUAAAUAAAACACUGACAGUACCCCAAGGGACAAAUCCUGCAUAUAGAGCACUGCAGACAAUGACCUUGACAGUGAGACAUGAACAGAUGCUGUACAUGUGCAAACAAAUGCAUGUAGCCUCAAACUUGACCUUGUUAUAUUUUAGUGUUGACCUUGAACAACCGCAGGGCAAGUUGGCUCAUGUGAGCAAUGUGGCCCAUGGGGCUCUUGUAUUUGCAUCCAUUGACUGUGAAGUAUGUGUAAAUGUAUGUUCUGUACCUUAUGAUAUAUGCAUGUUCCAAUAUGCACAAGAGGUUUGUUGUACUUUAUUUCAAUAAGCAUCCCAGGUUUUUCUAGAGAGGACAUGCAUCAAAGCUGUCAAAUUUAUCUGUAUUAGUGUAAGGUAUUUGCAUGAAGGAAAAGUGUGCAUUUGUGCAAAUUUGCCUGUGUAGAAAUCAAAGGCCAUGCAACAAAAGAAUAUGUUCAAGGAAUGUUGAAAGAAAAGGACCUUAAUUCAUCACCUGAAAUUUGAUAUUGUACAUCAAUAUAUUAUUGAAUCAAUUUAAAAUAAGAUUAGCAACUCAUGAUUUGAUCAUGAUGCCCUUCGCUGAAUGUCAGAAUAAUGAAUGUGUGUUUUGCAUAAGACUUUAAAAAUAAUUUUCUAACACCAAAAUGAUUCCAUUCUGUAUUUUCUUUGUGUGUCAGCCUCAGGUAGUUGAAAUUGUGCAAACAUCUUUCAAGAAAAUGGCCUCUUUUCCUUCAUUGAAAUGUGCCUGCCUGACACUUGUCUAUAAUUGUACUAUGGGGCCUACUUUAAAAUAUUGUUUGCAACCCACAACUUCAACAAAUGGCUAGACAGAUAACCAUAGAAAAAAAUAUUUAGCUAAAACUGAAGGUGAUGACAGUCAAUGAACAGACCACUUAAUUCUUAUAUGUUACAGUGGAUCUAAAAAGUCAUUCUAGACUAUCCAAUUCACUUUUCUGCAGACUUCUUAGCAAAGUAUGUGGACUCUGAACACUGGCAAACGAAACUUAGAUAAAUUUAACAUUGAACAAUAUCAUCACAAAACUCGCAUAUCAUUUCAGUAAAUUCUGGGGAAACUUCAAAAGAAUAAAACAGUUUUCACAGAGCAAUGCAAGUAGCAUUUGUGAGUUUAGACAUUUUAUCCCAGAUCAGUUGAAAAUGGCAUAAGCUAUAUUUUGAUGUGGGCCUUGUAUUCACUUAUUAAGCCAUGUUUAUCUUACUUCCUAUACAUAUAAUAAUUAUGGAGUACAAUUAGGAGAAAGGAUGGGUGUGUAGUCUUUGAUUGUAAUGGGCAGCUCUCUUGGGAAGAAUGGGUAUUGGGACUGAUACAGUAUCUAUGUAUUAGGAAUUUGUGAAGUUUUUUUUUUUAACUUUAUAGCUUUUAUGAAUUAAAUACAAUAUUGUGAAUA